AUGGGGAGUGCGUUGAGGCUUUGGCUUUGGGGGCGUUUUUAUACUGGGUGGUUGAAGUGUGCUCGUUUGUUCAUCGGUCUCUCUGCCUAUCUCUUUCUCAUCCUUGCCUGGGAACCAUGGAGCGUGAGAAGGGAGAGAGGGGUCGUUUGA
This is a messenger RNA of Colletotrichum paranaense, 150 nucleotides long. RefSeq lists its product as uncharacterized. The transcript has a single exon. The coding region runs from base 1 to 150 and encodes 49 amino acids. The record is from RefSeq and is a predicted model, not a curated record. NCBI's taxonomy places the organism in Eukaryota, Fungi, Ascomycota, Sordariomycetes, Glomerellales, Glomerellaceae.